Molecule: messenger RNA, 2457 nt
Organism: Prinia subflava (tawny-flanked prinia)
Lineage: Eukaryota; Metazoa; Chordata; Aves; Passeriformes; Cisticolidae
Gene: LCAT
Product: lecithin-cholesterol acyltransferase
Exons: 6
Coding region: 82-1446 (454 amino acids)
Biological process (GO): lipid metabolic process
Molecular function (GO): phosphatidylcholine-sterol O-acyltransferase activity
Source: RefSeq, a predicted model, not a curated record
UGCCUCUUGGCUGGACCUGCGUAAAAAUUAUAAAAGGCUGUUUGGCUUGGAGCCGCCCGGAGGAUCCCGGCCGAGCCUGCCAUGGGGAGCAGCGGCGCCGGGGUAGCUUUGCUGACGUUGUUGCUGCUCCUGCAGCCCACGUCCCAGUUCUGGCUCUUCAACGUCCUCUUUCCACCGACCACCACCCCCGAGGCUCCCCCGACAAACAGCACGCCGCCCGUGGUGCUUGUGCCCGGGUGUCUUGGGAACCAGCUGGAAGCAAAGCUGGACAAGCCAGAUGUGGUGAACUGGAUGUGCUACCGCAAAACAGAGGAUUAUUUCACCAUCUGGCUCAACCUCAAUACCUUCCUGCCAGUGGGAGUUGACUGCUGGAUUGAUAACACCAGGGUGGUGUACAACCGAACCUCUCGGAAAAUGUCCAAUGCCCCAGGGGUUCACAUCCGUGUUCCUGGCUUUGGCAAGACCUAUUCUGUGGAAUACCUGGAUCAGAGCAAGCUGGCAGGCUACCUGCACACCAUGGUGCAGAACCUGGUGAACAACGGCUACGUGAGGGACCAGACGGUUCGGGCAGCGCCCUACGACUGGAGGGUUGGACCCCAGGAGCAGCCUGAAUACUUCCAGAACCUGAAGGCGCUGAUUGAAGAGAUGCAUGAUGCAUACCAGAGACCCGUCUUCCUCAUCGCACACAGCAUGGGCAACCUGCACGUCCUCUACUUCCUGCUGCAGCAGACACAAGCCUGGAAAGAUCAGUACAUUGGGGGCUUCAUUUCCCUGGGUGCCCCCUGGGGAGGCUCCGUCAAGCCCCUGCGUAUCCUGGCGUCCGGUGACGAACAGGGCAUCCCACUCAUGUCCAACAUCAAGCUCCGUGAGGAGCAGCGCAUGACCACCACCAGCCCCUGGAUGUUCCCCACGACCCUGGCCUGGCCCGAGAGCCAUGUUUUCAUCUCCACGCCCUCCUACAACUACACCUACCGCGAUUACCAGCGCUUCUUCACCGACGUCAACCUGGAGGAUGGCUGGUACAUGUGGGAGGACAUGAAGGACUUGCUGAAGGAUUUGCCCCCUCCUGGGGUGGACACGUAUUGCCUCUAUGGCACGGGCUUCCCCACUGCAGAGACUUACAUCUAUGACGAGCGUUUCCCUUACGAGGACCCUGUGGACAUCAUUUAUGGCGAUGGGGACGACAGCGUCAACACGCGCAGCUUGGAGCUGUGCAAGCGAUGGCGAGACCAGCAAAAGCAGAAGGUGUAUGUCCAGGAGCUGCGAGGUGCCCACCACUUCAACAUGGUCUUCAGCAACCGGACACUCAGUUAUAUCAACGAAAUCCUGCUGGGGAGCAAAGAGGAGCAGGGGGAGCCAGGGCAGGCGAGACCCAGCCCAGAGACUGGGAAGUUGGGGAAGAUCCUGCGUGAACACAAGGUCCUUAAGGAGCCUAAAAAGAACUGAAAGGAUGGAGGGUCAGCUUCCCUCCAUGAUGGUAGGCACCACAAACUGCCGUGCAGGGGAGCAAAGGACUUGGAGAUGAGUUUGGAAGGAAAGUGAGCAAGACCAACAGCUCGGGUGGAUGGGCUGGCACCCAGUUCCACACUGAUUGGUUCUUCUUUCAGGAAUGGUGAUUCAUUUUACUUCAGAGGCUUGUCACUUCCCACUAGCAGGCGGAUAAUUAACCAUGCUGCCAGCUCAUUAACAUCACACUCGUGAAUUACAGCAUACGCACAAGCCCUCAUUGCUAGCAGGCCAUUUUUAGGCACUUUAGAGGCUGUGGACCUGUGGUGCUGUAGCUUCUGCUCACUUGGGACAGAACAACUCACAUAACAAGAGCAGGCUGUGACUUACUAGGUGGUCACAGAGGUAGCAUGGGGGUGGCACAGUAGGUAUGGCUUACAGAGCAGUGAGCUAAGCUCCUUCGACAAGACCAACUCAAAAUCAGCAGAUUUACAAUAUAAUAAACACACUUUGCUUCUGCAUGCUGAGCCUGCCUUGUCUUUCAGAGCUGGGUGGUGAAGCCAUCCCUAACCAAAAAGUGAGGUACUUGCUGCCUGCAGGCACUCCAGGAGUCGGGGCUUUGGGAAAGAUCACAAGGCCGAUGAUGCAGCUGGGGUUAGUGAUACGAUCGGGGCUAGCAACAUGGUGCGGGUGACAAUGUGGUUGGGGUUGGUGACAUAACCAGGGUUGGUGGUGCUACUGAAGCAUGAUGCAACUGGUGCUGGCAGAGCGACUGGGAUGGAAAUAUAAGUGGCCUUGGAAAUGCAACUGGGACUCGUGACGCAACUGGGGGAUGGCGAUGCAGCUGGGGUUGGUGACACAGUUAGGGGUGGCGAUGCAGCCAAGGAUGGAGAUGCAAACAGGGUGGCGAUGCAGCCAGGAGUAGCAAAACAAAUGUGGUGACACAGCUGGGGUUGGCCAUGCAACCGAGGCAGCAAUGCAGCUGUGACAAGCGGGGACAAGCUAUGCAAC